Gastrolobium bilobum is the source of this 2810-nucleotide messenger RNA. Its product is annotated as putative leucine-rich repeat receptor-like protein kinase At2g19210. The record is from RefSeq and is a predicted model, not a curated record. Gene Ontology annotation, molecular function: protein binding; ATP binding; protein kinase activity. The transcript is spliced from 13 exons. The coding region runs from base 21 to 2726 and encodes 901 amino acids. NCBI's taxonomy places the organism in Eukaryota, Viridiplantae, Streptophyta, Magnoliopsida, Fabales, Fabaceae. Gene Ontology annotation, biological process: protein phosphorylation.
UCCAUUUGGCUUGGAGCUCCAUGUUUUGGUUUGUCCUUGCAUCAGUGUAUGCCAUUGCAGAAUUUAAUGGAAAGUCCAUAGUUAUGGCCACAGAGAAGAACUCUAUGCAUCACAAACAAGGCAGAAGAAAACUAGAUGAUGUAGCUGGCUCCAUUUGCAUUGACUGUGGGCUAUCUGGAGAUCUUAAGUAUACUGAUGACGAAACUCGGAUAGAUUACACUUCAGAUACAGGGUUCAUUGACACUGGAACAAACAAAAACAUAUCUGUCAAGUUCAUUCCUGAAAUUGCUCAAAGAACCUUCAAAACUGUGAGAAGCUUUCCUCAGGGUAAAAGGAAUUGCUACACACUAAGACAUCCAGAAGGCAAAGAUACUAUUUACUUGAUCAGAGCAACUUUCAUGUAUGGGAACUAUGAUGAGUUGAAUCAGCUGCCACAAUUUGAUCUUUAUAUUGGGGUUAAUUUAUGGGAUUCUGUGAGGUUUGACAAUUCCACUCAUGUGGUAAUCAAGGAGAUUUUACACGUUCCAUCGAUGGAUAAUUUAUAUGUUUGUUUAUUGAAUACUGAUUUGGGAACUCCUUUUAUAUCAGCACUGGAGGUGAGGCAUUUUGAUUAUUCCAUUUAUAGAACCAAGUCUGGACCCUUAGCUUUAUAUAGACGUUUCGAUAUUGGCUCAACAACUGAUGAAAUAGUGAGGUUUGACAAAGAUUAUUAUGAUCGAAUGUGGUUUCCUUACAACUUACCUGAUUGUACACCACUCAAUACUUCCUUCACCAUUGACUCCUUGAACCAUACUAAAUAUCACCUGCCAUCAACAGCAAUGAGAACUGCUGUGAGGCCUAAAAAUGAUAAUGAUUCACUCGAAUUUGAAUUUGACACCGGAUAUCCUACUUCAGAGUCCUAUGUUUACAUGCACUUUGCUGAAAUCGAAGAUCUUCAGGAAAAUGAAAAGAGGGAAUUCGACAUUACAUUGAAUGGAAAAUUAUGGGCUGAGUCUGUAACUCCUAUGUAUUUGCACUCAACUACAAUAGAUAGUGAACAGUCCAUUAGGGGAAAUAAGCUUAUGUUCUCUAUGCAUAAGAAACCAUAUUCCACCCAUCCUCCCAUUCUCAAUGCAAUGGAGAUUUACAUUGUUAAAGAUUUCUUGCAGGCACCUACAGACCAAGAAGAUGUUAAGGCUAUCAUGGAGAUCAAGUCACACUACAUGUCAACGUCUUUGUUGGGUAAAUCAUGGCAAGGAGAUCCUUGUGCACCAUUAAAAUACUCUUGGAACGGUCUCAACUGCAGCAAUAAUGGAUAUGAUUCACCCAGAAUAACUGCACUAAACCUAGCCUCCAGUGCAUUGGGUGGCACAAUAAUUGCCUCAUUUUUGGAGCUCAAAUUCUUGGAAUCCUUGGAUUUAUCAAACAAUAGCUUAACGGGUCCAAUGCCUGAUUUUUCACAACUGCAAUACUUGAAGGCUCUCAAUUUAUCAGGGAACAAGCUUUCAGGUGAAAUUCCUUCACUUCUCAAGGAAAGAUCAAAUAAUGGUUCACUUUUAUUGAGUGUGGAUGGAUAUCCGGAUCUCUGCCUGAUGGCCCCAUGCCAAGAGGACAAAAAGAAUAUUGUCCCACUUGUUGCAGUCAUUCUUUCAUCAGUGGUCUUUUUAAUUGUGCUGGGUACUGCACUGACUAUCAUUUGGAGAUGGAGAUGCAACAGAAAACCAGCAUCAAAGCAAGCUGUGAGAUCAAGCGAAGAAAUUGUACUGAAGUCAAAUAAUAAACAGUUCACGUACUCUCAGAUAGUAGCUAUUACCAAUGACUUUGAGAAAAUGAUUGGGAAGGGAGGAUGUGGAAUUGUUUAUCACGGUUCCUUAAAUAAUGGCACACAAGUUGCUGUCAAAAUGGUGUUGCCAAAAUCACCACAAGGUUCUCAGCAGUUUCAGACUGAGGCUGAACUCUUAAUGCGAGUUCAUCAUAAAAACUUAGCUUCCUUUCUUGGAUAUUGUAAUGACGUUGGACACUCUGCCAUCAUCUAUGAAUACAUGGCUUAUGGGAACAUAGAGGAGUAUCUAUCAGAUGCAAAGAGAGAACCAUUGAGUUGGAGACACAGGAUUCAAAUAGCAGUUGAUGCUGCUCAAGGACUCGAAUACUUGCAUCAUGGCUGCAAGCCUCCUAUAAUCCAUAGAGACAUUAAGACUGCAAACAUUUUACUGAACGAGAAAAUGCAGGCAAAAGUAGCUGAUUUUGGUUUCUCAAAACUUUUCCCAACUGAAAAUGAAAGUCAUAUAUUAACUGCUGUUGUUGGCACAUUUGGAUAUCUUGAUCCAGAAUACUACACAUCCAGCAGGCUGACUGAGAAAAGCGAUGUUUAUAGUUUUGGCAUUGUUCUUUUGGAGCUUAUUACUGGGCAGCAAGCCAUAAUAAAAGGUCGUGAGAACACUCACAUUGUGAAAUGGGUUAGCCACUUUCUUGCAAGAGGAGAUAUACAACAAAUUGUUGAUCCAAGGAUGCAGGGAGAUUUUGAUUUUGGCUCUAUGUGGAAGGCUGCGGAGGCAGCAAUAGCUUGUGUGCCUUCAAUUUCCAUCCAAAGGCCAUCAAUGAGUUACAUUGUCACGGAACUGAAAGAGUGCUUAGAAAUGGAAGCAGCUCGAGAACAAGAGGGCACCAAUGAGCAAAUUUCGAAAUCAAACUCGUUUGAAAUGAGUGUUGUUGAUCUUGAAGCUGAUUAUGGCCCGGGUGCAAGAUGAUGAUCAAGAAUGAGCUUUCCAGUUUUAUUUUUUUUAUUUCUGUUAUAUUCAAUAUAAAGUAAAAGGUAUACUGCUUAUGUAGAA